GCGGAGUGCCGCGCGGAGAAGAGAGGAGAGAGGAGACAGACAAACCACGGGCUGCUCACCCCACCGCUCCUCCUCGCCUCUCUUCACGGUUGUUUUCCGGCAGGACUUUACCGCUCUUCAUCGUUCAGGCUUCGGAUCCGCCCGUCUGCAAUUGGAUUGAACUAACAUUGAACGAACCGGCCGACUGCUGCUUUUUUUUAAACAGCCAGCAGCGACAUUUCCGGGAUUCUGCUCUGGGUCUGAUGCUCGGUGUCUCUGCAGCUCUACAGACUAAGUGUCUCCAUGGUGAAGUGGGCGGAGUCUGAUGUCAGCCCCACCUCUUGUUGACCCUCCCACCAUGCCCACCAUGGUCUCCAGGCUGCCGACGUUCGGCUCACGACCCCGGUCACAGACGGCUCCAGCGGCUAGCCUGACCGGCGGAACUGCGGCCGCCGCGGGCAGAACCCGUCUCACCAACGGCUUCUACCAUCACCCCGGACCUGCAGGGGCCGCCGUGCCGCCGUCAUCCGCCAAGCAGAACGGAUUCAUCCGGGUGCCGUGUUCGUUUUCCGCUAAGUGGAGGAAGGAAAACGCGGCUGAUGGCGAUGAAACGACAGACGGAGAGUGCAAGAGAGGGAAAGGUGAGAACGUUGUGCAGAAUCGCAGCACCUUUCAGCUGUAUUUCUACCCACGGCAGAAUGGAGCCGUCCAGUCACAGCAUGAUGGCAAAAAGACUGCAUCCUCCUCAGCGAAAGGGUGCGGCCAGCUCACCUCAUCGUCGUCGUCGUCAUCAUCACCAUCUCCACAGUCCAGCCACAGAGCUUUUCCUGCUUCUAAAACCGGAUCUCGAGGCUCCAAACUGAAUCCGACCUCCUCAGAACUGUCCAACGACACAAAGCAAAUCCUAAAAACAAGUCAAGGGUCUAAAGCCGGGACGAAGGCGAACGGUUCUCUGAGACAGCCUCAGAGUUUCACGCGUCUGGCAGGUGCAAGGCCCGGUUCUGGUCCUGGGUCUCGAUCUGGUUCCCCACUGCUUAAGAAAGCAGCUGCCAGCCGCUCCCAUUCUAGCGAUAACCUCGGGGGCUCUGCUUCCCUGCGGCUGACUGAAAGCGACCGCUUCCGGUCCCGGAGCCUCACCCAGGUCAGACAGCAGGCCUCUCCCACCCUCACCCGGACCUGCAUCUCUCCCAGCACGACCCGCUCCUACUCCACCAACAGGGCUGCCCAACAGGGACCCUCCACCUCAAAGGUUCCUCCAAGAGCCAGCCUGUUGAAAUCCCCUGUGAGCAGAACUGCUUCGGGGAGGCUGGGGGCUGGAGCCCCUUCCAAGCUACCACCGGCAGCCCUGAAGAAGCCGCUUCUACCUAGUCCGACCUCCAGAACCAGCGGUAUCAGCUAUAAACUGUCCCGCCCAUCACUCAUAAAGCAGUCCCACCCUCUUCGAGUGACAGCAACCAACAUGUGGAAAGGUGAACAGGAAGUAAACGGAGGACCAAUCAAACGAAAGAACUCGGUCGAGACGCCUUCAUCUACCGAGAACAGCCCAGAAAACACUCCAGAGGCUCCGGAGGUGGAGCAGCUUUCGGACGACCUUGUGCCCCAUGGAAGGGGAUCGAUUGUCGGUGAGACGCUGGAGGACAUGUCCCUGUCCUCCACUUCCUCCCUGGACAGAAAUGACAUCAGUCAGGAGUACAUGGAUGACUUUGACAACCUCGGAAACGGGGGAGUUGGCAUCUUACUGUUCUCAUCCAAAAACGAGGAGGAUGACUCAGGACUCGACCAGUCAUGCACCAGGCUGGACGAUGACAAGGAUGCAUUAAGCAAGGUCACCAAGACAACAGGACUGUGCUUCCUGGAUGAUGGUCUUGACUGGACUGCCUUCAGUGGUGAUAAAGAAGAGCUCCGACUUAAUCAACUCGCCCGUCGGAGAAAGUCAAGUCAGCCUGAGUAUCACGAACAGGGCGGUUCUUCUCUGGACCUGUCCCCCUCUGAUAGCUGUGGCUCUGGGGGGACCUACAUGUGGGACGAGGAAGGUCUGGAGCCUCUGGGGGGCGCCACCACCACCGCCUCCAUCCACACCAACAGCAACACCACCCACCACAUCGGGAGCUUCGACUCCGACCUCAACAGCAUCGAUCUCUUAAACAACCUGGACUCAUGUGAUCUGGCUGACGAUGACCUCAUGCUGGAUGCAGACUUCCCGGAGGACUCCUCGCUGCACAGCGAUGGAGAGGGGCUGUCCAGCAUGGCUCAGUGGAGGAGGAGACAGCUCUGCUGGGGAACACAGGACAACGACACCGAGAGCGAUGUCCUGUGCUACAAACUCUCUCAGGAUCCUGAAAGCAAGGAGGAGAAAAUCAGGUCAGCCUGCUGCUCCCCUGCUGCUCAGACUCUGGGUCUGGAUGUGGAGGAACUCGCGGAGGACUGCUCUGCAGUCAGGUCACAGCUGGAGUUCCUGCACAGGUUAUUGCUGCAGGAGGAGGACUUGGACGACGACACGCUGACCACGGACACUCUGAGCCCAGACCCAAACGACUCGUCCCACAGUUCCGACUCACAGGUACAGGCGCUCCUGCUGGAGGUACAGCAGCUCCGCGAGGAGCUGAGGAGCCGAGACUGGACCAUCGCACAGCUAACCAUGCAACUGACUGUUCCCACACUGACCACUAGGUGUCGCUGUCAGGAGACGCCUGAAAGGAUGGAGCAGCAAACUCAGACCAGUGUGACAAAAAGCGAGUGUGUGGCCUCGCAGACGCCUUGGAGAGAACACGCUCCACAGGUACUUCACCCCUCCCGCCAGGAGGACCAGGAACCACUGACAAAACAAGCGCCGCCCUCAGGUAACUCCGCCCCCCCUGAAAUGCUCGCUAAUAGACCCCCCGCCACCUUUAAACCCAUCGCCCCUACCUGCGCAACCCCAGGAGCAACAGAUGAUGGGACACCACCGAGGAAGCCGGAGGAGGAGGAGACUGACAGGAGAGGAGCAGUCAGCAGAUCCCUGAUGCCCCAGCUGCCUUCCAAGCUCCGCCUCUUCCCGUCUCGCGCCAACAGCUCCGCCCCCACAUCCCCGAAGAAAAGGUCGUCGAGGCAGCCAUCAGAUGGCAUCAGCUCUCCGGGGCCGAAGCUCAAAGCCUCCAGCUCCGCAUCCUCCCGUCUCCCCAAACCAAAGAGCCACUGUGGUGGCGGGCAAUCUGCGGCGCCGCCCAUCAAACACACCGACUGACUGACGGACCCGGACCCUCUCUCUGUCUGCGCCCGUCCCCGAUCCUCAGCUUAUUUAAUGCUACCAUUCUAAGCUACAGUCCUCUGUAGGUCAGAAGCUUCCAUUUAGAAAAAGCACUACGUCAGGAAGACUGGCGCCCCGCUCGUAGAAGACAUUACGGUUUAAAACAAACCACGGAUUUGUGCCUUUUUGAUUUGGAACACUCUACCGCCUCCAUGUCGCGUCACUGUGGGAUUGCUUGAACUGAACGUUAUUUAAAGUCAAAACUGAAAUGUUUCACACACUGCUGCUUACGUUUUAACCUUUUACGGUCCACUGACGUUUCACUGGGUUUCAGACUGACUCCGCCCACCGUCUGUGACAGCAGAAGGUACUCUGUUUCAUUGAAGUGAAGAAACCACACGCAGCUCUCUGCAUUAUAAUCACUGUAUUCCUGGGCAGCACUGGAGUUAUUAGCUCUACAAACCAGUGGUUCAGAUCCAGAUUUCACCUUCAGCAACCCGCUGAUCUGAAUGUUUCUGCUGCUUCAUGAAAACGGACAACUCAGCACAGAACAGAGCGCAGACCCUUCAGACCGCCGUCCAUCAUCUCUCUGCUCAGACGACCUUGACACAAGGAACUCCUGAUUGGUCAGAAACUCUGCAGUCUUCAUGGGUCCGUUUGGUGACAUCCAUGCUCCGCACAGGGAAAACCUGCCUCCCACUGAGAGAGUCGGGGAUUUCCAGCUGCUGCUUCCUGUAAUCCUCUUCCUGAGCGGCCGGUUCAACUGGAGCUGGAACUAAAGGGUUAAAGGCCUCUUUUCAUUAGCUUUAGAAUAAAACCUCGCCAUUCUGAGAUCUCUAUGGCCAUACUGGUAAAUUUCAUUCAAAGUAUUUAAUCUUCAUCAUCCAGGCGACCCUUGAUCCAAAUCCGAGCUUCCCGUCUCCGGGCUGAACGUUCUGAGUCGUUACAGAAGUGACUUUAUGGUUAACAUUCAGCACAGGAGCCGCGGUUAGUUUCAGGGCGUUUUCUUUCCCCCGAACAAACGCUGACAUUUGGGUUUUGCUUCGUCGUCUGGAACAGCUCCUUUUCAGGCAGAAUGUCACGUUUCUCUGGGACGAUCUGAAGCCGGGACACGUUUCCGCUGCCGUCCUAACAUUUUGUUAAGUCGAUGGAAAAACGCGCUCACCUGGGUUCCUUCAGGAAGUCGAAUCCGCUGACAUUUUCCUUCCGCCCGACGCCUCAAACCCCUCAGCCUGUAAAGUCUCUACUCGCCUGUAUCGGCAACGAUGUGUCAGCUCCGCCUGCUUUCACGUUCUAAGAUAUGCAACACGAUUAGAAAACAGGAGCGGGCGCAGAAAUAUGCAAACCAUCUUCCUUUCACUGCAGACGAUCCCAGAAACAUCCAAACGUCACAUGCUGGGGAGUUCUCAGCAAAGCGAUGAUGCUGUAAAUUAUUAUACGACUGAUGACUCUGUCUUUACGUUGGGUGCUUCAGUUUCUGGUUUUAGUUUCAGUUUUUUAUUGCAAAAAGAAAACUUUCUGAGUUUUGGACUGUUGGAAUAAAUUCAAGCCAUCGGGCAUCGUUCUCAGAGAUCACAAACUUCUACAAUCUCUCACUUUAGCUGAUUUGAAUCGUCACAUUUUCAGAGGCAAAACUGCUGCUUGGGUCUAAUACUUUUGGUCUGGUCUUCUCAUGCGUCCAGUUAACCGGACUAAGUGACUGACAACUCGAGAAAUAGAGGAUACAGGGAUACUUAAUGUCUUUUUUCCCCCCUUUUUUUAUCUUUUAUGACUAGAGUAAAAGUUGAUAAAGAACAAAGCGCUUUAAAGAAUCUGUAGUCAGUGUUAAAUGAUUCUGUCAAGGUUAAAUAAGUGACCCUAACUCCAAAAAUGACAUUUAUAACUCCAGUUUUGUCUUCUCAGGCAGUAAAUUUCCCAGAUCACAAACUUUGAUUUAAUAAAUCUCUCUUCAGAGAAAAGAGAAUUUUCUUUUUGACGUUUGAUGGGAGUAUUUUGGCUUUAAGUUGCAGAUGCAGCCCUGAUUCCUUAACAAUAAAACAAUGUACUUGCCGGUAGCCACAUGAGCAUCACGUCUGCAGACCAAAACAGUGGAUCGAAAUCCUGUUUUUCUGCUCGCCCCCAUAGAAUAAAGCAUUAUUUGUGGGAAGUAAUUCUGUUCGGGUUUGACCAGAAUUAAUGUUUUAGAUUCUUCAGUAUACGCCCUAUAGCCGUGCUGACUAACCAGCAUAAAGAAAAAUUUGUUGAAGGUUUUUUUUUUUGUUUUGUUUUGUUUUUAAAGCCUGAGGGUCCAUUCAGCUAGUCAUUCUCUGAACUCAAAUAAAUAUUUAAG
This is a messenger RNA of Fundulus heteroclitus (mummichog), 5534 nucleotides long. RefSeq names its product serine-rich coiled-coil domain-containing protein 2. NCBI's taxonomy places the organism in Eukaryota, Metazoa, Chordata, Actinopteri, Cyprinodontiformes, Fundulidae. The record is from RefSeq and is a predicted model, not a curated record. The transcript has 14 exons. Gene Ontology annotation, molecular function: microtubule binding. Gene Ontology annotation, biological process: microtubule bundle formation. Gene Ontology annotation, cellular component: microtubule cytoskeleton. The coding region runs from base 305 to 3202 and encodes 965 amino acids.